GCUGCACGAAAGGGUGUAAGUGUUGACAAAAUAUUAUAAAAAAAAAGUUAAGUAAAGAAAAAAGGAAUUAGUAAAAAAAUGUUUUUAAUUGAAAUAAAAAACUGGAUAACUAAAAAAAUAUUAGUAAAAAUUACAUAUUUAAUUAAGGAUUGCAACUAUCAUAUUGUUGUGUGGCAUUAAGGAAUUAUUAAUGAAUUAUUUUUGGUAAAACGUGAAAUGUGAAAUUAAAGGAAAUUAUUAUAUAAGUAAUAUAAUAAAAUGAGGUGGUGGACUUUGUUUUAGAAAAGUAAAUUCAGAUUAUCGGAAAGAAAGUUUGAAAUUUUCUUAGAACAUUUUAAUAACUAAUAUCAUGGCAGUUUUAUUUUACAACGUUGAAGAUGAAAAACAUAAUAUAUGACACAACAAACAAUGAGCUGGCUAUUACAAUCUAUAGCAGUCUCGGCCUUUUGCACCAAUGGAGAGGAAAUAUUUAAAUUAGAGAUCCACAGUAUACAUAGUAAUUUAUUGUGCAAUGUUUUGGUUGUGCUUUAACCAGAGUAAACAUUAUGAACAAUUGUCUUUUCGACAUUCGGAAUACCAGAAAGAGCGAUUACAUCAAAACUCUUUGUUUCCGCAAUUCUGCACUAAAAAACUCAAAACAAAUAUCAUCUCAAGAUAUGAUAAAUCGAGGAGCCGUUUCGCGUUUGUAAAACUAACCAAAUGCUCGCGGAAUUCGUUUUGUCACUUUGGAUUGCAAUUCAUUAUACUUCUAAUGUUAUCUUGUCGAACUGAAUGGUGUCAUUGUUUACCUGAUGGACGCGCGACUUGUCGAUCGGUAGCAGGUUUAACUAAAGACCAACUUGAACUUUGCUUCAAAGCUAGUGAUGUGGCAACAGCGGCUCUCGAAGGUCUAGACAUGGCAAUUCGUGAAUGCCAAUUACAGUUUCUGUGGCAUCGUUGGAAUUGUUCAUCACUUAGCACAAAAAUACGUAACCCACAUGUAUCAAAUCUUCUUAAAAAAGGUUACAGGGAAAGUGCGUUUGUGUUUGCCAUUUCCGCUGCCGGUGUAGCGCAUAAUGUUGCUCGUGCUUGCAGUCAAGGACGUCUGGUGUCAUGCGGUUGUGAUCCUUCAAUUAAUCGGAAAACGCUUAAUAGAAAUCUGAGAAGAAGCCUUGAUAAGGAGAAGAAACUAUUUCUCCAAUACUUAGAAACAAACCAAAUACUAACACCUGAAGAGGAGAAGAAGUACGAAAGAGCAAAAAUUACCAGCCGUUGGAAAUGGGGAGGAUGUUCUCAUAAUAUGGACUUUGGAGUUGAAUUUUCUAAGUUAUUCUUGGAUUGCCGUGAGAAGGCUGGAGAUGUACAAUCAAAAAUUAACCUGCAUAAUAAUAAUGCUGGACGAAUCGCUGUUUCCAACCACAUGGAGCUACGAUGUAAAUGUCAUGGAAUGUCCGGUAGCUGCCAGUUAAAAACUUGUUGGAAAUCUGCACCUAAUUUUCACGUAGUUGGGAAAUUGCUUAAGCAUCAGUUUCGGCGGGCUCUAUUGGUGGACCAAUCUAAUUUGGGAAAUGGAGAACCUAUAGUCGUACUAAAACGAUCACGACCUAAGAAACAAAAUUCUUCCACGAAAAUUAAACAAGCUGAUAACCGAGAACGAAAUGUAAGACCCAUUCGCAAAAUGAAAAUGGAAAAAAAUGAAAAAAGGUCUGCCGGUUACCUUGAGACAUCGUUAUUUUAUUAUCAACGAUCGCCAAACUUUUGUGAGCGAGACUUAAGCGCAGAUAUUCAAGGAACAACAGGCCGCAGAUGCAACCAUAAUAGUACUGUUAGUGACAGUUGCACAUCCCUGUGUUGUGGCCGAGGCUAUAAUUUAGUUAAACAAAAGCGGGCUGAGCGUUGCAAUUGCAAAUUUCAAUGGUGUUGCAACGUGGAAUGUGAUGAAUGCCAAAUAGAAGAGAGGAUAAGCGUUUGUAAUUAAUUUUCUUGACUUACUGUUAGCAUAAUAUGUAUCAGGUAUGGAUGAAUAUUGCUAUAAUUGUAAAUAUGUAUAAACAUAUUAAUAAGAAUAAUACAUGUGAGUAAACAUAUUAUCAAAAAAAAAAUAGUGUGCACAUUGUUAAAAUAAUGUAUUUUAUAAUUAAUAAAUAGAAAAGUACAUUCAA
This is a messenger RNA of Bactrocera neohumeralis, 2141 nucleotides long. It is a transcript of the gene Wnt10, whose product is annotated as protein Wnt-10b. The transcript is spliced from 7 exons. Gene Ontology annotation, molecular function: cytokine activity; frizzled binding. Lineage: Eukaryota; Metazoa; Arthropoda; Insecta; Diptera; Tephritidae. Gene Ontology annotation, biological process: multicellular organism development; neuron differentiation; canonical Wnt signaling pathway. Gene Ontology annotation, cellular component: extracellular region. The coding region runs from base 512 to 1957 and encodes 481 amino acids. The record is from RefSeq and is a predicted model, not a curated record.